AUGCCCGCCCGCAGGGCCCCCCAAUACCUCUACACGCACCCCACCUGCGGCCCCUUCCUCCGCCUGGGCACCUGUGCCUUCGACGACCCCUUUCCCCCGAAAUGGUCUGCCUCCGUCCUCUUCAUCUGCAAACCCUUCAUCACCGCGCCCCAGCCCCCCGCCCUGGCCUACAUCGACGUCGACGGCGAGCACUCGAUCACCGGGAGGAUCAUCGACUCCUUCGCCGACUACAACUUCUGGCGCUUCGACAUCGCGCUGCCGCUCUCCCCCGCCCAGCGGCGCAUAAAGUACUGGGUGUCUCUGAGCCCGGCGUGUGGCGUCCCCCCCGCGUGGGAAUUCUUCCUGCCGGGUUCACGUCAGACCUGGCGGUGGGCGGCUUAUUCCUGCUCGGGAUUUUCUCUGAGGGCGGAUCCCGAAGAAUGGGGGGGCAAUGAUCAGCCCCUGUGGGGAGAUCUGGUCCGUCGCCACAGGGCCAGUCCGAUCCAUGCCCUGGUGGGCGGCGGGGACCAGCUGUACAACGACGAGGUGUUCCGGACGCCGCUGGUGAGGGAGUGGGCGGCGCUGCGGUCGCGGGGGGCGCGCCAGGGCGCGCCCUUCACGGAGUACAUGCGGGAGGAGGUGGAGGCCUUCUACUUUGGGCACUACUGCGGCCACUUCAUGGGGGGUGGCAUGCGCGAGGCGCUGGCCACCAUACCCAGCGUCAUGCUGUGGGACGAUCACGACAUCUUCGACGGCUGGGGCUCCUACCCGGACGACCUGCUUCGCUGCCCCGUCCUCGAGGGCAUCUACCAGGCCGCCUGCAAGUUCUACCUCCUGUUCCAGCAGCACGUGACGGCGGGCAUGGUGGAGCGCGGCGAGAGCGACCUGUUCGGGGGCCCGCAGCCCUCGGCCGGCUGCCCCCACAGGGCACACUGCUUCGUAAAGAUGCUGGGCGCGGAUGUGGCCCUGGUGGGCGCGGACACACGCGCGGAGAGGUCCAUGAAGCAGGUCAUGAGGGAGGAGACGUGGGACGCGGUGUGCGGCAGGAUACGGAACCUGCCAGCCAGCGUGCGACACGUGGUGGUGCUCUUCACCGUUCCCGUCGUCUUCCCGAAGGUGCUGCUCGAAUCCGUGGGUUUGAGCUUUCCUGUGUGUUUUGGGGCCUGUGCGGCGCGUGGCACGCAUCUCAUGUGA
This is a messenger RNA of Ostreobium quekettii, 1173 nucleotides long. Lineage: Eukaryota; Viridiplantae; Chlorophyta; Ulvophyceae; Bryopsidales; Ostreobiaceae. The record is from the annotation of a GenBank genome assembly.